Canis lupus familiaris (dog) is the source of this 2205-nucleotide messenger RNA. It is a transcript of the gene GUCY1B1, whose product is annotated as guanylate cyclase 1 soluble subunit beta 1. Gene Ontology annotation, biological process: cGMP biosynthetic process; response to oxygen levels. Gene Ontology annotation, molecular function: heme binding; guanylate cyclase activity. The record is from RefSeq and is marked validated. Gene Ontology annotation, cellular component: guanylate cyclase complex, soluble. Lineage: Eukaryota; Metazoa; Chordata; Mammalia; Carnivora; Canidae.
CCCGGCUCGGGCGCACGCACCAUGUACGGAUUCGUGAAUCACGCGCUGGAGCUGCUGGUGAUCCGCAACUACGGCCCCGAGGUGUGGGAAGACAUCAAAAAAGAGGCACAGUUAGAUGAAGAAGGACAAUUUCUUGUCAGAAUAAUAUAUGAUGAUUCCAAAACUUAUGAUUUGGUGGCUGCUGCAAGCAAAGUCCUCAAUCUCAAUGCUGGGGAAAUCCUCCAAAUGUUCGGGAAGAUGUUUUUUGUCUUUUGCCAAGAGUCUGGUUAUGAUACAAUCUUGCGUGUCCUGGGAUCUAAUGUCAGAGAAUUUCUACAGAACCUUGAUGCUCUACAUGAUCACCUUGCUACCAUCUACCCAGGCAUGCGUGCUCCUUCGUUUAGGUGCACGGAUGCAGAAAAGGGCAAAGGACUCAUUCUGCACUACUACUCCGAGAGAGAGGGACUUCAGGAUAUUGUCAUCGGAAUCAUCAAAACUGUUGCUCAACAAAUACAUGGCACCGAAAUAGACAUGAAGGUUAUUCAGCAAAGAAAUGAAGAAUGUGAUCAUACUCAAUUUCUAAUUGAGGAAAAAGAGUCAAAAGAAGAAGAUUUUUAUGAAGAUCUUGAUAGAUUUGAAGAAAAUGGUACCCAGGAAUCACGCAUCAGCCCAUAUACCUUCUGCAAAGCUUUUCCUUUUCACAUAAUAUUUGACCGGGACCUAGUGGUUACUCAGUGUGGCAACGCCAUAUACAGAGUGCUUCCCCAGCUCCAGCCUGGGAACUGCAGCCUAUUGUCUGUCUUCUCUCUCGUCCGUCCUCAUAUCGACAUUAGUUUCCAUGGGAUCCUUUCACACAUCAAUACGGUUUUCGUAUUGAGAAGCAAGGAAGGAUUGUUGGACGUAGAGAAAUUAGAAUGUGAGGAUGAGCUGACUGGAACUGAGAUCAGCUGCUUACGUCUCAAGGGUCAGAUGAUCUACUUACCUGAAGCAGAUAGCAUCCUUUUUCUGUGUUCACCAAGUGUGAUGAAUCUGGAUGAUCUGACAAGGAGAGGUCUGUAUCUGAGCGACAUCCCCCUGCACGAUGCCACGCGUGACCUCGUUCUUUUGGGAGAGCAAUUCAGAGAGGAAUACAAACUGACUCAAGAACUGGAAAUCCUCACAGACCGGCUGCAGCUCACGUUAAGAGCCUUGGAAGAUGAAAAGAAAAAGACAGACACGUUGCUUUAUUCUGUCCUCCCUCCAUCUGUUGCCAAUGAGCUGAGACACAAACGCCCCGUGCCUGCCAAAAGAUACGACAAUGUGACCAUCCUCUUCAGUGGCAUUGUGGGCUUCAAUGCUUUCUGCAGCAAGCAUGCAUCCGGAGAAGGGGCCAUGAAGAUUGUAAACCUCCUCAAUGACCUCUACACCAGAUUUGACACACUGACCGACUCUCGGAAAAAUCCAUUCGUUUAUAAGGUGGAGACAGUUGGUGACAAGUACAUGACAGUGAGUGGUUUACCAGAGCCAUGCAUCCACCAUGCACGAUCCAUUUGCCACCUGGCCUUGGACAUGAUGGAAAUUGCUGGCCAGGUUCAAGUAGAUGGCGAAUCUGUUCAGAUAACAAUAGGGAUACACACUGGAGAGGUAGUUACUGGUGUCAUAGGGCAGAGGAUGCCUCGGUAUUGCCUUUUUGGAAAUACCGUUAACCUCACAAGCAGAACGGAAACCACUGGAGAAAAAGGAAAAAUAAAUGUAUCUGAAUAUACAUACAGAUGUCUUAUGACACCAGAAAAUUCAGAUCCGCAGUUCCAUUUGGAGCAUAGAGGCCCCGUGUCCAUGAAGGGCAAAAAAGAACCGAUGCAAGUUUGGUUUCUAUCCAGAAAAAAUACGGGAACAGAGGAAACAACACAGGAUGAUAAUUGAAUGUUAGACUGUGGGACGAAGAGGACUGCAGAAUGGGCUCCAGUUGUCCCCUGUCACACACCAAGCCUGGGAGCAAUUAGUCCCUGUGGAUAGAUUUCGCUUUGUCCUUCGCGGUUACCCCAAGCCUUUCUCCUAGGUAUAGCUUUCAUGAUUCAUUACUCAACCUUAGCACUUCUUCUGAUUAUUUUCAAGGUUUCGUAUGUUACCUGAAAUUUGGCUUUAGAUGUGAAUGAUGUGAGCUUCAUGCGUCUUAAGAUCUGCCACAAGCGUUGCCAAGCAUGGUAAUCUGCAAGUGGUAGGCACCCAAUAAGUAUUUGUUGAAUU